UCGGCUCCGCUGGGUGAGGCCGGGCUCGGGCGGAGCCCAAAGGGGCUGCGGGUCCCGGGGCCCGUUACAGCCAUUUCUACCCCUCACAACGCAGACAUGGCGGCCCAGAAGGACCAGCAGAAGGAUGCCGAGGCGGAAGGGCUGAGCGCCACGGUGACAUCUCCCAUGUUGCUAGUGGCUCUGGCUGUCUUCUUCGGCGCCUGUUACAUUCUCUAUCUGCGCACGUUGCAGUCCAAGCUUGUGCUCUUUGGCCGAGAGGUGAGCCCAGCCCAUCAGUACGCUCUGGCUGGAGGUGUCUCCUUCCCCUUCUUCUGGCUGGCUGGUGCAGGCUCAGCCGUCUUCUGGGUGCUGGGAGCCACUCUGGUGGUCAUCGGCUCCCAUGCCGCCUUCCAUCAGAUCGAGGCUGUGGAUGGGGAGGAGUUGCAGAUGGAGCCAGUGUGAGAUGUCUCCAAAGAACUGCUGGCGUCCUGGGCCAGCUGCCUCAUCCCUGCCCACCCCGUCCUGCACAGCUCUGCCGCUCGGCCAAAGGCGCUCAUGCCAUCACAAGCCGGGGGGAUUCCACCUUCAGAAAUAAAAUGGUGACAGGUGUCGCUCAGCAAAGAC
Molecule: messenger RNA, 603 nt
Organism: Carlito syrichta (Philippine tarsier)
Lineage: Eukaryota; Metazoa; Chordata; Mammalia; Primates; Tarsiidae
Gene: RABAC1
Product: Rab acceptor 1
Exons: 4
Coding region: 97-441 (114 amino acids)
Cellular component (GO): Golgi apparatus
Source: RefSeq, a predicted model, not a curated record